UAUCGUGUUUUAUCUAACGGUCUUGGACAUUAGUUCAUUAGGUUACUUAUUGUCAUUAAACGAGCUUUGAACUCUCAAGCACAAUAUUCCUUCGAGAGUCAUAUGACACAGCAAAGCACAAGAAAAUUUCGAGAAAAAUGUCAAAACAAAAUGGAUUUCAUGUCGUCACCCCACUUCUCGAGAGCACGGACAUGUCUAAGCGAAUCGGGACCACCGUGUAUAUGAAGAUGGAGAGCUCACAACCCACAGGUUCCUUCAAAAUCCGUGGAAUAGGAUACAUGUGUCAAAAUGUCGCAAGUUCAAACAAGUCAAAAGGUGUCAUUUGUUCUUCAGGUGGUAAUGCUGGAAUGGCCACAGCAUAUGCAGCAAGAAAACUUAACCUACCAGCCACCAUUGUUUUGCCCUCGUCAACACCUCAGCUGGUAGUUCAGAAACUUAAGGACCAGAAAGCUACGGUCAAAGUUGUGGGCAAGGUAUGGGAUGAUGCAAAUGCUGAGGCCCUGCGAUUGGCUGAAAGUGAAGGUCUUACUGUAAUACACCCGUUCAACCAUCCUCUAGUGUGGAAAGGUCAUACCAGUAUUGUGCAUGAACUCAAGGCUUCAUUGCCAUCCAAACCUGGAGCUUUAGUGGUGUCCGUAGGAGGUGGAGGUCUGUUUUGUGGGAUAAUAGAUGGUCUGGAUGAGGUGGGCUGGGGAGAUGUGCCUGUCCUGUGUAUGGAAACCGUGGGUGCCGAUUGUCUCAACGUUGCUCUGAAAGCCAAAAAUCUGGUUACACUGCCUGAUAUUACAAGUAAAGCAAUAUGUUUGGGAGCAAAAACGGCAUGCCAGCAAGCGUUUGAAUACAGCAAGCGGCCCAAUGUCAUUUCAGAGGUGGUGACGGAUCUACAGGCGCUGGAGGCAAUAGAGCUGUUCCUGGAUGAGGAGCGUGUGUUGGUGGAGCUGGCUUGCGGAGCGUCAUUGGCUGCAGUGUACAGCGGUGUCAUCCAGAGGCUACAGGAAGAGGGACGCCUUCCUAAACCACUCGACUCGCUGGUAAUGAUCGUGUGUGGGGGUGGCAGCAUGAACCUGGCUCAGCUGCAGCAUCUACAGGCAGUCAUACGGAAAUGACCACAUCUGUAGAUUUUCACAUCUGAGAUUAAUGGUCAAAGCAUCUGCUUUGAGUUGCACUGAUGUGUUGUGUUACGUAAAUCAAAAGUUAAUAUGGAUAAUCCACUGUAUUUCACACAGCUGAGAGCAAACUGUCUAUCAGAAAAGUCUGUUUUGAGCAAACAUCCAGAACUAGACAUAAUCUUCAGAUUUUCUGUAAAAGCUUGUUUUAGUAAAACGGUGUAAUAAAAUUAUUGGACGGAUCGCCUCAGAA
This is a messenger RNA of Labeo rohita (rohu), 1359 nucleotides long. It is a transcript of the gene sdsl, whose product is annotated as serine dehydratase-like. The coding region runs from base 138 to 1106 and encodes 322 amino acids. Gene Ontology annotation, biological process: L-serine catabolic process; L-threonine catabolic process. The record is from RefSeq and is a predicted model, not a curated record. The transcript is spliced from 8 exons. Lineage: Eukaryota; Metazoa; Chordata; Actinopteri; Cypriniformes; Cyprinidae. Gene Ontology annotation, molecular function: pyridoxal phosphate binding; L-serine ammonia-lyase activity; threonine deaminase activity.